CUGCGGUUUGAAUUAGAUACUGUCCCACAAGUCCAAGACUGGUCAACCUCCCUCCACUAUUACCGCUGUGAGGCCUUUGUUGACUUGCAGGUCCUUAACUUUGGCAUAUGAUGGGAAGGGAUUGUAUCAACCAAAAAUCUUUGUGGCUGGGCGUUUAGGGUGAUCCUGCAUAGUAGAAUUGGUUAUGAACCAACUGAAGCAAGUACACGCCCACACUCUCAGAAAUGGCAUAGACUUCACCAAACUCCUGAUUGCAAGGCUCGUUGAAAUCCCAAACAUACUAUACGCCCAGAAACUAUUUGACAAAAUUCCUGAACCAACUGUCUUCCUCUACAACAAACUCAUUCAGGCAUACUCUCGUCUGGGACGCUACCAUCAAUGUUUGUCCCUCUACAUUAAAAUGUGCCUCCAAGGCUGCUCGCCAAAUGCAAAUUCAUUCACCUUCCUCUUUGCCAGUUGCGCCAAUCUUUCCACUCCAUACCAGGGCCAAAUGCUCCACACCCAUUUCGUCAAGUCAGGUUUUGAAUUUGACGUCUAUGCUUUGACUGCCUUGGUUGACAUGUAUGCUAAAUUGGGCUUGUUAAAGUUGGCAAGAAAACAAUUUGAUGAGAUGAAAAUAAGAGAUGUGCCCACAUGGAAUUCCUUGAUUGCUGGAUACGCAAGGUGUGGGGAUACAGAGAGAGCGUUAGAAUUGUUCUCGGCAAUGCCUUCUAGGAAUGUGAUAUCAUGGACUGCAAUGAUAUCUGGGUACUCACAGAAUGGGCGAUACGAAAAUGCUUUGGCCAUGUUUUUGCACAUGGAGAAAGAGAAAGGAGUGAGGCCUAAUGAGGUGACUAUUGCAAGUGUACUUCCAGCCUGCGCGAAUCUGGGGGCAUUGGAGGUUGGGCAGAGGAUUGAAAGCUAUGCUAGGGCAAAUGGUUACUUCAACAAUUUAUUCGUGUGCAAUGCUCUGUUGGAAAUGUAUGCGAGGUGUGGUGAGAUCGAUACGGCAAUUCGGGUGUUUGAUGAGAUUGAUAAUAGGAGAAAUUUGUGUUCUUGGAAUACCAUGAUCAUGGGUUUGGCUGCCCACGGAAAAUGCAAUGAGGCUCUAGGGCUUUUCCACCAAAUGCUGAGAGAAGGGACAGCACCAGACGAUGUCACAUUCGUGGGAGCUAUAUUAGCAUGCACUCACGGGGGCAUGAUUGAAAGAGGCCCAGAACUAUUCAAAUCAAUGGAAAGAAAGUUCUCCAUUACUCCCAGACUAGAACACUAUGGAUGCAUGGUCGAUCUCUUGGGUCGUACAGGAGAACUGCACAAAGCUUACGAUCUCAUACUAAGUAUGCCAAUGAAACCCGAUUCUGUCGUAUGGGGGACUCUGCUGGGAGCAUGCAGUUUCUAUGGGAAUGUUGAGCUGGCUGAGAAAGCAGCUGAGUCUCUCUUUGAUCUGGAACCAUGGAAUCCAGGCAACUAUGUAAUACUUUCCAAUAUUUAUGCAAAAGCAGGACAAUGGGAUGGAGUUGCAAAGUUGAGGAAGCUGAUGAAGGGCUCGCAAGUUACAAAGGCAGCAGGGUAUAGUUUCAUUGAAGAAGGUGGUCAAAUUCAUAAGUUCAUCGUAGAGGAUAGAUCACAUCGAAGAUCUGAAGAAAUAUAUGCAUUAUUGGAUGAAGCUACAACAAGGAUGAAGCUUCAGGGAAAAACAUCUGAUCUAGAUUUUGUGAUCGAAAAAUUAUGAAUAAGGACCUGUAAGAACAAAAUCUUGCAAAGUACCUGCUGG
Ilex paraguariensis (yerba mate) is the source of this 1753-nucleotide messenger RNA. The record is from the annotation of a GenBank genome assembly. Lineage: Eukaryota; Viridiplantae; Streptophyta; Magnoliopsida; Aquifoliales; Aquifoliaceae.